CGGCCUCAGUCUCUCUGGCUGCUCUGAGCCAGUGAUCAGGAGGAAGAGGCCAGGGGCUGGACUAGCUGCAGGGACCCCCCCCACCCCCACCCCAGGCUGGACCCCACCCUGGAAUAGAUCUCAGCCCCAGCUCCCUCCUUGGUCAGAAGUCGGAGGUUGGGGCGUCAAAGGCCACACCUAUCUCAUCUCCUCUGCAGACAUGUUUAUCACCGUGAUGUUUGGAGCUGGCUGCCGGGAGCUGGUGAACCCCUGGUGCAGCCUGGUGACUCUCACGGCCCACCUGAGGCAGAGAGCGCAGGUGCCCCCAGGCACGACCAUCGCCCUCCUGGCUGAGGAUGGGCAUCUGGUGAGCCUGGUCGAGGGUCUGGAGGAGGGGGCUUCCCCAGCCCCCUCCAGGGGCAGCCCCCUGCUGCAGGAGCGUGCGACCUAUGUCCUUGUGCAGAUCAUCAAGGGUGAGGGCGGGGCUCCCACUCGCUAUGAGUCCCUACUGGAGAAGCUGGAUGACUGGUGUCCAGAGCUGGCAGAGGAGCUGCGCUGGCUGUCGGGCCUACCCGCCAUGGGCGAUGGCCGGAGGAGGCGUAUGGGCACUCGGCAUGGCCACCAGGAGCAAGGCCCUCCUUCAAGGCCCCGAAGGGUGGGCUCCCUGCCACCCAGGACCCGAUAGUGGGGGCCAGGAGCCAGAGGCUGUCGGCUUACAGCAGGCUCCUCCCUCCCCACCCAGGAUGCCAGCCUAAGGUGAAGCAGCAGUCCACCCUGCAGUGUGACAUCCAUCCUCCCCCGCAAGCUUGUCAGCCAGGGUGCUCCUGGCAGACAGGCCAGUGAGAGGACACACAGCAGGCUCUGGUCUAAAAUAAACUCUUUUAAUUGCA
Equus quagga is the source of this 869-nucleotide messenger RNA. RefSeq names its product chromosome 15 C22orf15 homolog (gene C15H22orf15). The record is from RefSeq and is a predicted model, not a curated record. The coding region runs from base 200 to 664 and encodes 154 amino acids. Lineage: Eukaryota; Metazoa; Chordata; Mammalia; Perissodactyla; Equidae. The transcript has 7 exons.